Messenger RNA from Macrosiphum euphorbiae (potato aphid), 2283 nucleotides. NCBI's taxonomy places the organism in Eukaryota, Metazoa, Arthropoda, Insecta, Hemiptera, Aphididae. The record is from the annotation of a GenBank genome assembly.
AUGGCUCAUCAAGAAGGGGAAAUAUUAAAUCAUUUAAAACGUAUGUUGCCAUUAGGUAAAGAGCAAGUGAGCAUUCUCCAAAAUAGGGCAAAACUUUUACGUGAAGGUCAAUACAAAACACGCGGUGAAUCGUUAUUGCCAUUGAAUUUGGCUUCAUUAAUUUUUGAGUGUUUGGCGAUGUGUCCGUCACUUACGCAAGAUAAAAUCACUGAUGAAACUUUAGGUUUUGAAGCGUCUGUAGCCGCUUUAGGUAUGAAAGCCAACAUAAGUGAAGCAGAACAUCCAUUGCUAUGUGAAGGAAUUCGUAGACAAAGAGGUGAUUUGGCAACAAACAUAUUAAUCCGUUAUAAGAACAAUCCUACUCGUUUGGCUUUGGCUAUGGACAAAUUAUUAGAUAGAGAAGUUCAUCCAUUUUUACAAUCAGCAAUGGACUCUUGUUGGUACCAAAUAAGGGAUCCUAGAAAUUUACCAUUAAUAGCUAUGAAGAAUGUCGCCAACAGCAAUAUUCAUAAUCAACCACUACAAACUCACAAUCCAACCACUAGUGUACCUGGAGAGUUAGACACAAACAUAGCUGUUAUGACGUUAAAUCCCAUACCACCUCAAACGUCUAGUAGUUGUAAUGUAGGAUUAUCCUCUCAUAGGAAAGAUAAUAACAGGUAUAAAAGUAGCAAACGUUUAUAUCCCAGUCAACCAAACCAAGCUUCUGAAGCAAAUGCUCACUACUUAUUUGAAUUGGGUAAAACUAUAUUAAGCAAAGUAGGUGGACCAAUACAAACUACAGUAUUUUCACAACCACCAUUACCUACUCAACCACAUCGUGCUCUACACAUGUGUGCGUUCCAAUUAGCCUUGUAUUCUUUGGGUCUUCUCAACCGUGUUACGCCCAACUGGCGAAGUCGCAAUUAUUCGUCUCAAGUUACAUGGAUUGCUGAUCAUGCAAUGGAAGUAGGUGCACCAGCGACACUGUUCUUACUAGGUACAUGGGAUGGUCAUUUGACACCAACCGAAAUAGCAAAUAUAGCCGAUAGAAUGUCUAGGAGCCAUGAACGUAAUACUGUUGAGGCAGCAGCACAAUUGGCAUUGUCAUGUUUAAAACAUUCAGUGGCUCUCAAUCCAAACGAAAUAACUAGAGCUAUAAUACAGUGUAAAGAACAGUCUGAUCACAUGAUGGAAAUUGCUUGUCUGACUGUAGAAAUGGCAGCCAAAGGUGGAGGAGUUUUUCCUGAAGUUUUAUUUAGUGUAGCAAAACACUGGUUCGACUUAUAUAUGAGGAAUUCCAAUCCAGACGAGGACAAUUACAUGCUACAAGUAGAUCCCAGAGAUGAAUUCAAAUGCCCUUAUGUUUAUCAAGCCAACUAUUCAAUGUCAGUUGACACAUCCCAACAACCACCACCUCCUCUGUAUGCACAUCAGUUGAUGGUGCCACCACAGACAUCUCCAGCUCAUCUGUACCAACUAUCAUACUUUCCUAACCAAUCAAUUCCUCAAAAUUCACCACCACUCAAUACCCAACAGCCCAAAUUAAUGUAUUAUCCAUGUCCAUCUGUGUCUACGUCAAACCAAUAUGCACAACCGUACUAUUCACCAUAUAUACAUCAAACUCCUGUGCAGUAUCAAAACGCAAAUCCUCAAAGGCAACCACAGCAAGGACCGUCACAAUAUUUUGUUCAGCCUACCAAUCAAAUCAGAACUCCACAGCAACAAACAGAAGCAAACAUUAUGUCAAACCUUCCACCACCAAAUUUCAGACAAAUUCAUCAUUUGACGUCUGCGUACCGUGUUGGCCUUUUGGCUUUAGACACAUUGGCUAGACGGGCCCACGAACCUAAUCAGGCAAAGUACUCUAGGAACCCACCAUUCAGAGAAGAUAUACAAUGGUUGUUGCGUCUGUCGAAGAAACUAGGACCUAAUUACACUCAACAGUUUUGUUUGGCUGUCACUAACAGUGUAGUGAAUCCUUUCACACUACACGAUGUUGCAAUGGAGGCUGUUAUGUACAUGGGACAUUUUAGUCCCACUCCUGCCAUAUGCUCCACCUUGAGUCCCUUGGUUGAAAAGUGUCAUUCAAUGUAUAUUCAACUGUUACAUCAAAAGUUAUAUCAAUUGUCAGCAGCAGACUACGAAGAGUAUGUCGGAAUACUCUAUUCUGCUUAUGGUGCAUUUGCUAUGACACCAGAAGGCGGUACCAUGUUCAAGGACUGGUUGCAGUCUGUUAGAAGAUCCAAAUCAUGUAAAAAAGAACUAUGGACAAUGAUAACAAAUAUGCUACCCACUACAUGA